CUUGUGUUGGACGAUGACGGUAGUGGCAUACUCUCUUUCUUUUCUGUCGUUCUGAGUGUUAAGAUUUCUGGUGGUGGAUUGGACUGUUCAGUGUUUUUUUACUUUUCUUGAUUUACGUGAAAGAAGUUAGAUAAGAACAGCAAGAUGAGCAAAGCGCACCCCCCUGAGUUGAAAAAGUUCAUGGAUAAGAGACUAUCAUUGAAACUGAAUGGAGGCAGACUUGUGCAAGGAAUUCUUCGGGGGUUUGAUCCCUUUAUGAAUCUUGUGAUAGACGAGUGCAUAGAAAUGACUGUGGGGGGACAUCAGAAUGCAAUUGGGAUGGUGGUUAUAAGAGGAAACAGUAUAAUAAUGCUGGAAGCUUUGGAACGAAUACUGUGACCAGCAUCCUAAGAGUGAAGUUGUGGUGUUCUUGGUAAAGAACUUUGGAUCGGUUGGAAUGAAACAUUGCUUAUUGUCCAGUCUUGAGUACGUCAUUUUAAGUACUGUUCUGCUGUAUGUCAUCCCCUGUUUCAAAAAAUAUGUAUGUGACCACACAGUUUACCCCCUAUGUCAUGUCCUUUUAUUUUCUUAUUUAAAGUUUAUCCUACAUUAAAAUAGGAUCCUGUUGCCUUGUCUGCAGCUGAAGUCAAGGUUCCAUGCUGGCAAACCAAGUUGAUAAAACAAAAGUCAUGUAAACGAGGCUGCUCAGCAAAGGAUCAUGGUUUCAGGCAUAUCUUGUUAAAGGUUGAAAAACAUGUUUUUCUCUGUUUUGAAGUAGUGUUUUUUAAAUAAAACUUUGUUUUUGGUAA
This is a messenger RNA of Protopterus annectens (West African lungfish), 788 nucleotides long. RefSeq names its product small nuclear ribonucleoprotein polypeptide G (gene SNRPG). The transcript is spliced from 4 exons. Gene Ontology annotation, molecular function: RNA binding. The record is from RefSeq and is a predicted model, not a curated record. Bases 145 to 378 code for a protein of 77 amino acids. Lineage: Eukaryota; Metazoa; Chordata; Ceratodontiformes; Protopteridae. Gene Ontology annotation, biological process: spliceosomal snRNP assembly; mRNA splicing, via spliceosome. Gene Ontology annotation, cellular component: SMN-Sm protein complex; U4 snRNP; catalytic step 2 spliceosome.